Olea europaea var. sylvestris is the source of this 1272-nucleotide messenger RNA. RefSeq names its product protein FLX-like 3. NCBI's taxonomy places the organism in Eukaryota, Viridiplantae, Streptophyta, Magnoliopsida, Lamiales, Oleaceae. Bases 25 to 1020 code for a protein of 331 amino acids. The record is from RefSeq and is a predicted model, not a curated record. The transcript has 6 exons.
UUGUUCAUUCGAAAACACAUAUUUAUGCGCACAAUUAUCCAUUUACAUUUCAUUUUUUUCUGUGUACAUAUAUCCCAUGUGCAAUUGGGUAUUUGCAACACUGGUUUAAGAUCGUGUAAAAAAGGGGUUUCCAGUGAUAAAUCAGCACUCCCUGCAGGGGAACAGGAAUUCAAAGAGCUUGGUUUUUUCUUUACAGUCAUUUAUCCCUUUUGCUCAGACAAGUCUUGUAGUCUUCAAUGGUUUCACUAUAUCCAGCUCCUUCUGACUGCAAAUCACACCCAGAGAUUCUUUGUUAUGGCUGGGAGGAACCACAUGUCCAGACAUCCUGAUAAUUUCCGGGUUGUCCGUGAUGGCCCACAUUCUUAUUUAGAUCGAGGACCAGGACCUGUACCAUCUCAUCCUGUGGCCCUGGAAGAGGAACUUGAACUCCAGCACAGAGACAUCAAAAGGCUACUUGCUGAAAACCGGCAUGUGCUUGACGACAAUGUGAUGCUUCAAAGGGAAUUGACUGCAGUAAAAGAUGAGAUUCACGGAAUAGGUCAGGUCAUUCCUAAAUUGCGUGCUGACAGAGAGAUUCAAACAAGGGAGUUGAUUGAUAGAGGAUUGAAACUAGAGGCUGAGCUUCGCUCUGUUGAACCUCUAAGGGGAGAGGUUAAGAUAUUAAGAGAUGAAGCUCAGAAACUAAGUACUUUGAGACAGGAUUUAUCAUCCCAGGUUCAAACCCUGACAAAGGAUAUUAAUCGAAUGCAAGCUGAGAGUCAGCAAAUAGCAGCCAUGAAAACUGACAUUGAUAAGAUGGGAAAAGAGCUGGUUGAUGCUAGGAGAAUGUACGAAUAUGAGAAGAAAGGAAACGAGGAACUGGUAGAACAAAAUCGAUCAAUGGAGAAAAAUCUUCUGUCCAUGGCUCGUGAAAUAGAGAAGCUACGUGCUGAGCAAGCAAGUGUAGAGAGGAGGGCUCGAGGAGUUCAUGUUUCCUGGACAUCACUUUCCUUUUUACAGGAGUUGGGGGUUACAAUGUGAUGAAUGGAAGUCCUGAAACAAUAUAUCCUGGUCCAUAUGGUGAUGUAUAUGGUGCCGGACCAUGGGGGAUAUAUGAUGACCGCGGUCCUCCUCGACACUGAUCCUUCAAUGAAGUGCACCAUUUACCAAUUUCUCUCAUAUGCAAACAGUGUAGCUUUUCAUUGACAUGGCACCAAUUUUAUUUCUUGGGAUUGGAAAUCAAAUGAAAAUUAUGGUUUAAUUUUCUGUGAAUCUAGCUUCUUUUUUCUUUUC